This is a messenger RNA of Gymnodraco acuticeps, 1404 nucleotides long. RefSeq names its product transmembrane protein 186 (gene tmem186). The record is from RefSeq and is a predicted model, not a curated record. Lineage: Eukaryota; Metazoa; Chordata; Actinopteri; Perciformes; Bathydraconidae. The coding region runs from base 356 to 1027 and encodes 223 amino acids. The transcript is spliced from 2 exons. Gene Ontology annotation, cellular component: mitochondrion.
AAUUAAAAAAAAAAAGGAAUUCAAAGUUUGUGAUCAUAUACGACUUUCCCACAAGGGGGCGGACCGGGCACGUUUAAAAAUAAUCUUUGUUGAAUACAUCCGGGUCAUGUUUUUUAACUAAGAUGUAUUUUUGUUAUCUUUAUUAUUUGUAAUUCAAUAAUGGGGAAAAACUGCUCUCAAGCCAUGCAUUUAAAAUAUAACAGUAAAAGUAGUUUUAACAACGUUGAUUGUAGUUUUUAUACGCAUAACAUCCGGGUCAGAGUGUGUAGGUCAUGUAAGCUAACAGCUCUGAAAGUGUUGCCUUUGGUCUCUUACUUCCAACAAGAAGAUUGGUGUUUCUUGGUUUUUCUUCUUCAUGUCGUCAGUCAUGAUCAGGCCAGUACUGCUGCACAGGGUAACCUCCCACAUCCUGUCCUGCACCAGAGGAUCAUGUCUACUCACAGGUCGGAUAUCUUAUGGUGUGCAGCCUCAUUCAAGUCUCACCCCCAUUCAGCAGAACUUCCAUGCACCCCUGAUGCCUAAAAUCACAGCCCUGGCCAGGUACUCUGACCUGACAACAGAGAAGUACACUGUGAUUUACAACAUGCCGUACAUAAGGUUCCUCAGAGCUAUGUCCAGGCUCAAGCUGCUCCAAACCGCAGUCACCAUGGUCCUCUUGCCACCGGUGUACUUCUUCUACCUCCAUGGAGACGUCCCCUUCUUCCUCGUCGGCUACUCUACGGGGACAGCGCUGUUUGCUGGCGCCAUGCUGUUCACCGCCAGUCACUUCUCCAGGAGUGUGGUGGGGAGGAUGUACCUGGACCCCUCCCAGACCACCCUCAAAGUAUCACACUUGACAUUCUGGGGCCGGCGUAAUGAUAUCUACCUGCCUGUGUCAGAUGUUAUGACAAUUUCUGAUACAGGUGACACCGUAAAAGAGAAGAUAUUGAAACUAAAGACAUUCAGCACUCCACAGACAUUGUAUUUCUCCACUCAUUUUGGACAUGUGGUGGACAAACAGGGUUUUAAAAAGGUGUUUGGGAUUUGAUCAUUCCAUUUUUUGAAAAUGGACAGGUUGAGACAGUACUAGUCAACAGGUAGUGCUCCUAUUUGUUAAGCUUUUAAAUAUAACCUGUUUUGAGAAGGAUCUGUUCUGCAUUGAAAUUACAAUUUUAUGGGGGAAGGCUGACAUUGAUCUGUAAGUCGUUGUUUAUCUCAAGUCUCCACCAUGAAUAACAAGCCUCUUUAAAUAUUCAAUGAAGCCUGUGAUUGAUGAUUAAGGAAGCAUAUUUUGAGGGUUCAGCAGGACUGUGGCCUUCAGAAUGAAAAAACUAACAAGUGUGAUGGCAGUAAUAUGUUAAUUUGGUCUUAAUGGAUCAAACAGAAUGUGUGAAAAUAAAACGUAAGUGUUUUUCUUCUAAUGUU